Dermacentor andersoni is the source of this 795-nucleotide messenger RNA. RefSeq lists its product as uncharacterized. Lineage: Eukaryota; Metazoa; Arthropoda; Arachnida; Ixodida; Ixodidae. The record is from RefSeq and is a predicted model, not a curated record.
GCGCUGUUUCUGCGUGUCUGCCACACUUCAAAGCUGCAAACCUUGACGAAAUUUAAAAGCAGCCACUGUAUCUUUCUUAGUCCUGACUAUCCCUGGUGAACAUCCUACUCUCACUCCUGUACCUCAAUUCACAGGUAGCAUGACCUUCUACGGCAUUCGAACCGUGCUCAACGUCAUCAAUGUACUUGUCGACGUCAGCGCCCUUACCGCCCUGGUCAGGACGCUGCAAAAUGGUUUCAUAAUAUCCAGAAGCGGUUGGAUCCUGGUCCGAUGCUGCUGCGAUGGGCGGGACGCCUUGGCCAUGUACCUGGGUUGCUCCAUCGUGUUGACCAUCGCAUCGGCUCUCUGUCGGACCGUCGAAAUCUACAUUAUGACGUUUACGCCGUACGACACUACCGAGUGCUGCGGGCUCAAGUGGUUUCUGCACCACAGGGGACGCUUCGACAACCCAGAGUACAGUGCGAAUACAGUGUCAAGGUACGUCGGGUUUGCCAUCAUCAACUUCCUGAUGACCGGGUUUAAGGCUGUCGUCAUGCUGCGCUUGUUCGAGCUGUACGACGACAUAAGCGAGACGGUCAGGUUGAACACGCUAGCCACCAAGGUUCGAGAUCUACUUGAUUACGACAAGCCCAGCUACUACGGAAGUCCUGCCCAAUCGAAGGAGGCGACGUCGUUGGCCAUGUAGAUGAAUGCUGGCCCGCCUGGACGAGGCGUCUGACUGCGUGCCGUCCCAUGCUCUACCUGUGAACUAUGUCUACCGUGUACGACCGCUUAGCAUUAAAUAUGUGUCCUUCA